Didymodactylos carnosus is the source of this 1350-nucleotide messenger RNA. The record is from the annotation of a GenBank genome assembly. Lineage: Eukaryota; Metazoa; Rotifera; Eurotatoria; Philodinida; Philodinidae.
AUGAGACGUUGCUCAAAUAGGAUGGACCAGAACGACGGAGUCAUAGUCAAAUUAUCGCGGGACGCCACUUUUCGCAAUUCGGUGAUGAUGACUGAAGUUGCAUUAUCGCCAUCGACUAUUCUUGAACAAGUUGAUGAAUCGUAUAAAUGUGGCAAUUAUUCUAAAUCAAAAAUAUUUCAACUUGACAAUGAACAUUUAAUACAGAUAAUUCGUAAUCAAUUAUUGUCAAAUAAUGAUUAUGAUAAUGCAGUGAAAUUAAUCACACACUUUCUACUUCAAGAUUAUUUUUAUAUUAAUGAAUUAUUACUACCAUUAUUUUUAAAUGAUAUUCAAGAUUUAAUGGAGAAACAUUUAAUUGGAAGUAAACAAUACGUCCAUCAGGCCUAUCUCACAGGAUUAUUCAUGAUAAAUGUAUAUCAAGUGCCGGCUGAUGUCAUACCAAAACUAGAUAAAAAUGAAAUACGUCUGAUGAUUAUUCGAUGUUAUGAUCUUUAUUGUACAAAAGAGAAUGCAUCACAAUAUCCAAAUUUGUCUAUAUUACAACCAAAACGAACAUUGACAUACUUAAUUAAUGUUAAAUAUGGUACGAAUAUGGCAAAUAAAACAAUAAUGAGUGAUGAUUGCUGGAAUGAACACAUUAGUGAACUAGUUCAAACAAAUCCCUCAUUAAGUAUAACUCUGAUCGAACGAUUAUGUGAUAAAGAUGAUAUUAAUGCUGUUAAAUAUUGGAUGACUGUAUUAGAAAAACCAAAUUAUUCAUUACCACAAUGGGUUCAAAAAUUUAUUCACAAUAAAAACUAUGAUCAAAUCCGAAAAUCUCAACCUCAAAAGUCAAUUAUUUCAUCAACAAAUUAUUAUCAACUGUCAUUAUCUGAAAAUAAGAUCUAUUUUGUUGAUAAUAAUGUUAUGUACACUCGUCUCUUAGAUAAAUUAUGGUCAUCAUCUUCUGAACAAAUUAUUAGUAUUGAUUGCGAGUGGAAACCCGUUUUUGAUUCGAACUCGACAACAUUUCAACGAAUAUCGAUAAUGCAAUUAGCAUUUGAAGAUGAAAUUUAUAUCCUAGAUUUGUUAUACUAUUUUCAUACGAUAGAUGAAGAAGAAUUACUAAAACGAUUCGUAAAUAAAUUAUUUAACAGCAACAGUAUUACUCUUUUAGCUAUAAAAAUGAAGUCAGAUAUAUUACCUCAUUUACGUUUAGUUAAUACACGUGAUAAAGGUUUAAAUAAAUUGUUGAAAGCUUGUUUUGGUCAACAAUUGUAUAAAGGUGAACAAUGUUCAAAUUGGGAACAGCGACCAUUAAGAAAAGCACAAGUAAUCUAUGCUAGUAAACUAAAAAUAUUUCACAAAUGA